AUGUUUCACCCUGUUUUUCAUUCCCCCCCUGUCUGCAAUCAACUUCUCCAUUCCAAUAAGGCUGGGCACAGAUUGGUGUUAGUAUUAGGAGAUCUUCACAUUCCACAUCGAUGCAACAGCCUCCCAGCCAAAUUCAAAAAACUGCUGGUUCCAGGAAAGAUCCAACACAUCCUCUGCACAGGAAAUCUCUGCACCAAGGACACUUAUGACUACCUCAAGACUCUGGCUGGGGAUGUUCAUGUUGUCAGAGGGGACUUUGAUGAGAACCUGAAUUAUCCUGAACAGAAAGUUGUAACUGUUGGACAGUUCAAAAUCGGGCUGAUUCAUGGCCAUCAGGUUAUUCCUUGGGGUGAUAUGGCCAGCCUGGCACUGCUACAAAGGCAGUUUGAUGUGGACAUCCUAAUUUCGGGACACACACACAAAUUUGAGGCAUUUGAACAUGAAAACAAGUUCUAUAUCAAUCCAGGAUCAGCGACAGGAGCUUAUCAUGCCUUAGAGAACAACAUCAUUCCUUCAUUUGUGCUGAUGGAUAUCCAGGCUUCUACAGUAGUGACAUAUGUCUAUCAACUAAUUGGAGAUGAUGUGAAAGUAGAAAGAAUUGAGUACAAAAAAUCUUAAAAAUGUUUUUGCUUGUCUGGUAUUUUUACCAUCUCAUUCUGAACUGCAAGAAGUUAUGACAAUACUUGAUUGGUAGUUUACAGUAUUACACUUACUCGCUAACAGCUUAAUAAUGUAGCUUAUUGGUAAUAACAUUAAAACAGCAUUGUGUUUGCUUUUCUCUGUAUAAGUUGAUUUGUAAAAUAUGCCAUUAAAAUAACUGUUUAAAUACUGUUCCUUUAUGUUGUAAUAAACUCCACUUCAUAGAAAAA
Messenger RNA from Balearica regulorum gibbericeps (East African grey crowned-crane), 869 nucleotides. RefSeq names its product VPS29 retromer complex component (gene VPS29). Lineage: Eukaryota; Metazoa; Chordata; Aves; Gruiformes; Gruidae. The record is from RefSeq and is a predicted model, not a curated record. Gene Ontology annotation, biological process: retrograde transport, endosome to Golgi. Gene Ontology annotation, cellular component: retromer complex.